This is a messenger RNA of Oryzias melastigma (Indian medaka), 1588 nucleotides long. RefSeq names its product Y box binding protein 1 (gene ybx1). Bases 209 to 1189 code for a protein of 326 amino acids. Gene Ontology annotation, biological process: regulation of gene expression. Gene Ontology annotation, molecular function: nucleic acid binding. The record is from RefSeq and is a predicted model, not a curated record. NCBI's taxonomy places the organism in Eukaryota, Metazoa, Chordata, Actinopteri, Beloniformes, Adrianichthyidae. The transcript is spliced from 8 exons. Gene Ontology annotation, cellular component: nucleus.
AGGCAGAGUGGGCGGAGCCACAACCAAGAACAUUCCCCAACACAAGUACUCAUUCUGCCCAGUUCGAUCGGCAACGGGAGCGGAAAGAGGAAAGCUGAGAGCCCGAAGGCAGUAGCCCCCACCACCGCCGGCCCACGUUACCAUCUAGCACCGGGAAAAAUAGCAGAGAGCCGCCGCCGGCAGAAGCCAUUACCAACUAGUAGUAACUAUGAGCAGCGAGGCCGAGACACAACAACAACCACCGCAGCCUGCUGCCGAUGCGGAAAGCCCAUCCAGCCCGGCAGCUGCAGCUUCCGCGGGGGAUAAGAAGGUCAUCGCAACAAAAGUCUUGGGUACAGUCAAAUGGUUCAACGUCAGGAAUGGAUAUGGUUUCAUCAAUAGGAAUGACACAAAAGAGGAUGUUUUUGUACACCAGACAGCCAUAAAAAAGAACAACCCAAGGAAGUAUCUUCGCAGUGUUGGGGAUGGAGAGACUGUGGAGUUUGAUGUAGUUGAGGGAGAGAAGGGUGCAGAGGCAGCAAAUGUCACUGGCCCAGGAGGGGUUGCUGUCCAGGGAAGUAAGUACGCCGCUGACAGGAACCGCUACAGGCGUUAUCCACGCAGAAGGGGGCCCCCUCGCGGAGGAGACUACCCAGAGAACUACCCAAGUGAUGGAGAGGGCGAGCCUGGCAGUGGAGGGCGUGACAAAGGCAACAGAGACGGGGGAGAAAGCGCCCCUGAGGGAGAAUCGCAGCCACAGCAGCGCAGACCCACUUACCCCGGCAGACGACGCUAUCCACCAUACUUUGUAGGUAGACGUUAUGGUCGUCGACCCCCGUACACCAAUGCACCACGCGGAGAAAUGCCUGAGGGAGUUGAAGGUGACGAAAACCAGGGAGGUCCAGACCAGGGCAACAAACCAGUGAGGCAGAACUACUACAGAGGCUUCAGACCAAGGUUCACACCCAGGGGUCCACCCCGUCCCAGACCGGUGCGGGACGGUGAGGAGGACAAGGAGAAUCAGGGAGGUGAAGGUGGUCAGAAUCAACAGCCCCGUCAGCGGCGCUACCGCCGUAACUUCAACUACCGCCGCAGACGCCAACAGACUGGUGGUAAACCAGGCCAGGAAAGCAAGGAUGCCAAGGCAGGAGGUGAACCAUCUGCAGAAAAAACGUCCGCUCCCGAGGCCCAGCAGGGUGGGGCUGAGUAGGAAGCAACAUGCCCACCGGCAACUACCAUCUUUUACCAUCGUCCGGUUUUUUUGACACGAAGAAACAUCAAAUAAGAUCUGAGCAAUAAAGAUUUGACUUUAAGAUCGUCACAAGCUUGCACCAUUUUGACCAGAUUACCAACAAUUGCCUGCAGAAUCUAUGCAGACUUGGGUUUGUUUUUUUUGUUUUGUUCUCCAUUAUUUUUAUGUGACAGCUACAAAAAGUUUUGGGGAAACAACAAUGUUUUUCUAAAUCUGUCCUAAGUUUUUACACCAAAUGGUUUUUAAAAAUGAAAUGGAAUUUGAUAUCUGGUCAGUUUGACAUUUUUAAAUAACUUUUUAUGUAUUCAAACAUUUUAACAAAAUGCAAGCUAAAAUAAAACUCAAAAACCAGGUAAA